CUCCAUUGGUGACUGUUUUACUCCAGCUCUGCCACCUCCAUCUCUGCCAUCAUGAGCCGGCAACUGAAUAUCAAGUCUGGUGGUGACAAGGGGGGCUUCAGUGGGCACUCGGCGGUGGUGCUGAGGAAGGUUGGGGGCAGCGCGGCUUCUUACUGUGCACCCAGCAAAGGAGCUGGUGCUGCCUUCGGAAGCCGAAGCCUCUACAAUCUCUCUAGAGGGGAUCUCUGUAUUCCCCUCAAGGUGGCUGGCAGCAGUGUUCGGACUGGAGGUUACAACUUCAGGCUUGGCUCUGGGUAUGGAGGGGGCCGGGCCAGCGGCUUUGCCAGCAGUAUGUUUGGCAGUGUGGUCCUGGGGCCUGUGUGGCCAUCCAUGUGCCCACCUGGGAGCAUCCACCAGGUCACCGUCAACAAGAGUCUCCUGGUUCCUCUCAAUGUGGAGCUGGACCCGGAGAUCCAGAAGGUGCGCACCCAGGAACGGGAGCAGAUCAUGGCACUGAACAACAAGUUUGCCUCCUUUAUUGACAAGGUGAGGUUCCUGGAGCAGCAGAACCAGGUGCUGAGGACCAAGUGGGAGCUGUUGCAGCAGCUGGACCUGAACAGCUGUAGGAAAAACCUGGAGCCCAUCCUCGAGGGCUACAUUGGCAACCUGCGCAAGCAGCUGGAGAUGCUGUCCGGGGACCGGGUGAGGCUGGACUUGGAGCUGAAGGGCAUGCGGGACCUGGUGGAAGACUAUAAGAAGAGGUAUGAGGUGGAGAUUAAUCAGCGCACAGCCGCCGAGAACGAUUUUGUGGUGCUCAAAAAGGAUGCAGAUGCAGCCUACAUGGUCAAGGUGGAGCUCCAGGCCAAAGUGGACUCUCUGGACAAAGAUAUCAAGUUCCUUAAGUGUCUGUAUGAUGCGGAGGUGGCCCAGAUCCAGACUCACACCAGUGAGACCUCUGUCAUCCUGUCCAUGGACAACAACCGUGACCCAGACUUGGACGGCAUCAUUGCCGAGGUUCGAGCCCAGUAUGAGGACAUCGCCCUGAAGAGCAAGGCUGAGGCCGAGGCGCUGUACCAGAGUGAGAUCCAGGAGCUGCAGCUGGCGGCCGGCCGGCACGGGGACGACCUCAAACACACCAAGAACGAGAUGUCGGAACUGAACCGGCUCAUCCAGAGGAUCCGCUGUGAGAUUGCAAAUGUGAAGAAGCAGUGUACCAACCUGGAGACUGCCGUCGCUGAUGCUGAGCAGUGGGGAGACAGUGCCCUGAAGGAUGCCCGGGCCAAGCUGGAUGAGUUGGAAGCUGCCAUGCACCAGGCCAAGGAGGAGCUGGCUCGGAUGCUGCGUGAAUACCAGGAGCUCAUGAGCCUGAAGCUGGCCUUGGACAUGGAGAUCGCCACCUACCGCAAGCUGCUGGAGGGCGAGGAGUGCCGGAUGUCUGGGGAGAAUCCCUCCUCUGUGUGCAUUUCUGUCGUCAGCAGCAGUGCAAGCAGCUUCGGCUCCCACCCUGGCUCCUCGGCCAGCACUGACCUUGGGGCCAGCACCAUGGCCAGCACAGUGACCAGCAUCUCCAGCAGCACCAGAAGCGGGCAGACCAGGGCUAAAGGGGCACGAGUGGGAGACCCCAAGGACUCCCAAGACAAGAGCGCCCCAGUCAGCGACCGGGCCAGGAAAGCUGCCCGGUAAAGCCCGUCAGCUUUAAGGGUUCUCUCAGCUCCUGGAAAAAGAGAUGCUCUUGCUGCUGCCACCUCACCUGGAGAUGUCUGCCACACCCCUCCUCUCCCCAGAGCCCUAGGACCACCCGUGGUACAUGUGGCCACCCACAUGCACUGUGGCCUGUCUCACUGUCAAGUUCUGGUUGGCCUCAUCCUCUCCUGUUUUCAGGUCCCAUCUGGACUUUGUGACUUUGUUUUUCCCUGCAGCCCUCAGCUGCUAGGAGGCUUAUGGGCACAAGCUAUAAUUACCUUCUUGGCCCUGGAACAUCCCUAAGAACAUCCCUAGAGAGAGAGGAGAGGAGAGAAGAAAGAGAGAGGAAGAGGGCAAGGGAGGGCAGGAUAGUUUUCGCUAUGCUUCGGUGGAGUCAGCAGUUGUCCGAAGGCUUACUUUGCAACCCGGAGGUGGUAGCAACUCCUAUAUGUUAAGCACCAACUACAUCUAUUGCCUUUAAUUCUCAUCCAAUCAUGCAAAGUAGAUGCAAUAAGCAUCCUCGGGACAGAAGAGACCCCUCCCCACCAAUCCUCUGAGCGAUUGUGGAACUUGCCCCCUUCACUCCCUGGGUGCUAGGGUCAGGAGUUGAGCCUGGUUGAUUCCAGGGCCCAUGAGAUUUUACACGCCACUGUCUCUUUAAUGAAGAGAAUGUCAAAUUCACUAUUAUUUUGAUGAGGGCAGCAGACUUAAGUUGCCUUUCUGUCAGUGGGUAUGUGUUUAUCUUUGGGCCUCUCUCUGGCGCUGUGUCCUGCAGUAGCUUCUGAUUCUCAAUUCCUGAUGCCAGGAGCUGUGUUCAGUGAGGGAAGCUUGCUUUGUCUCUGGUGGUACCAUCCAGCCCAGAAGUCCUGGCUCUUGUAAAUAUUCCAAAGGACGGAGACACCUGGUUCCUCCUGGCCUUGACUGAGGAUUCUGAAUUUCUGCCAUAUGUUCAAUAAACUGUCCUUGAGUAAA
Odocoileus virginianus texanus is the source of this 2634-nucleotide messenger RNA. Lineage: Eukaryota; Metazoa; Chordata; Mammalia; Artiodactyla; Cervidae. The record is from RefSeq and is a predicted model, not a curated record.